This is a messenger RNA of Oldenlandia corymbosa var. corymbosa, 1860 nucleotides long. NCBI's taxonomy places the organism in Eukaryota, Viridiplantae, Streptophyta, Magnoliopsida, Gentianales, Rubiaceae. The record is from the annotation of a GenBank genome assembly.
GGAAAUACCAAGAGUAACCACCCGGGAACGAAACAGGGGCAACUCCAUAAAAUAUUAAAUGAAGGAGGUUUUAAACCUAAAUAACCAGAACAAUGGUGGAAAGAUUCUUUCGUCUGCCCCAAAUUGAUUUUCACUCUCCUCGUGAUGAUGGUAACCAUCCCUCACAACCCCAAAUCCUGCUCGUUUCCGGCCCACCUUCCUGUGGGAAAUCCUCGUUACUCUUCCAGUUUGCAUUUAAUUCUGCUAGCCAUGGCACCAGCAGCAGUUCUACUUGUUCUACUGUGGUGUUUCUCUGCAACCGGCGCAAAUUAGAAACUAACCCUCCAUUUCUCUCUCAGGGAAUUGAUCCAUCUUCUCAAGUCUUUGAACGUAUCCAGAUGAAGUAUGUUGAUGAUGAUGAAGGAAUCAAGAAGUACUUUGCUGGGUUUCACUUGCAUAACUCUACUUUCCCUGCUUUAGUUGUCAUUGAUGAUUUUGCAGAUUUCUUUGAUCAGAGAAAUUGCCAAGAGAGAUAUGGGAAUGCAAGGGGAAGAGAAUUGGCCAUGGUUCGUGUUCUGGCUCUCUGUCAAAAUGCAUUAUCUCAUGCCAAUGAAGCAGGAUGGCCGUGCAGGCUAUUACUUUCUGACUCGCAGCAUGGUGAUUCCCCAAGGUUUCUCUAUAUAUACAAGCGAUGGGUUUCAUCAAUCUACAACAUUCAAGGUUUUAUUCAACUCUAAAGUUCUCUGUAACUGUGUUCUUUGACCCAUCUUUUGCUUUGAAAUCAGUAACAUCCGUUGUUUUCAUGGUAGGUGAUGGUCUUGGAUCAUUCCUUCUCAAGAAUACCUACCAGUCUGGACUGACCGAUGCUGCUCGUAGAACCAAAUCAGCCAAGUAUUCCAUAUCUCUUCAGUUUUUGGUCCUGGAAAGUAUUACAGAAGAUGAUAGACAAUUAUGAAGGAACUUUGAAGCCUGUAUUAGGAAGCCUCUUUUCUAGUACAUUUUGAGCUUUCUCUACUCUGUUCUGAGAAUUAAGCUUUUACUCUGUGUGUGUGUGUGUGUCCAUCGACAAUGUCUCUUAGUCCCAUUGCUUAAUGUAAUAUGCCCUGUAACAGUAAUGUAGAACUGCUGCAUUCCAAUCUUUCUUCCGUUCACCAAAUUUAUGACUAGUUACAAUAACUUCCUUGGUCUCAUAUCCAACCUAACAUUGCAAAUCGGAAUUGGUAUAAUCAUCUAGUUCAGGCCACAUUGCCACAAUAACAAGUAUAAUCUAGAGCAAAAAUUGAAUUAAGAAUCUAAUCUAAAAAGAUAACUUGACAAUUAGAUGAAGUGGACACAGAUCAGAACAGGAUGGCCUUCAUUGCUGCAAACACUUCAGAGAUCUGGUAAAUGAUGAUGGAAGAGCAUUUUGGUUGCUCCAACAGCAUAAUACAAGCCGGUGUAUCAGACUGCAGUUAGAUAGGUAUAGCUGCUGUAACAACCAAGACCCCUCUGAGCUUUGGCUAUGGCAAAAGCCAAAUGCCCAAAUCAAUCUAGGAACCUGAACAUAUUCACAAGUUUUCAUAUGCACUCUUCAGAAACUAUUCAGUUGAGUGAGCAUAGAGACAAGUUCGUCGCUUGAGGGUCGCUCUGCAGGCAAGUCAGAGAGGCAUGCAACAGCAACUCUAACAGCCAUCAGCAUUUCAUCUUCCUCAACUUCUUGCCCAUUGAGAAUACUUUGGUCCAGUGCCUUUCGAGCCUCUCCUGCCUGCUGCAGAUGCCGAAGCCAUUGUCCCAAACUUCCUCCAUUAGGAGCUUCCCCAAAGAAACUGUCCAACGGAUCCUUCCCAGUCAAUAGAACAGCCAAGAUGACUCCAAAACUGAAGAUGUCACUCUUAUCAGUGU